This is a messenger RNA of Mycena citricolor, 1351 nucleotides long. Lineage: Eukaryota; Fungi; Basidiomycota; Agaricomycetes; Agaricales; Mycenaceae. The record is from the annotation of a GenBank genome assembly.
CGGCCCGAGAUUUAUUUAUGGUCGUUGGUCUGAUUGGCGGGCAACUCGAACCUGGUUGGCUGUCACACCUGUGCCCUUGAUCUUGUCUGCCCGCCUCCGUGGGUUAUGAGUCUGAAGUCGUGACACGUUCAACCUAAAAAUGCCCUGGACGUAUCUGUCCCUUCAAACCUGAUGUUGGCCAGGCUCGAUGGAUUCGCACCCACGCCGAAACAAGCGCGCCACCGCCCGUGCAUUUGAGCUCUGCAAGACUGUACGCACACGAUCCGCGGCUUCAGAAGCAAGGAUGGUCGCCUCAAACAGACCAAACGACGCUUGGACACGGAGACGUGGCGUUCUGGAGCGGGUCUACUCGGCUACUCGCACGCGACGCCGCCUGACGCGUUGUUGAUUCACUCACUAGCACAGGAGGUAUUGGUCUAUCCCCCUCUUGCGCCGCCUGGAUCUUUCUCGCCGGACGUCGGUGGUAUCUGUGGUUCGAGUUUGCCAUAAAGAGGCAGGUCGGUUACUACAUGAAAUGGUGCUUUGACGGAGAAGAUUUGAAGAGGAUCACCGUGCACACUGUGUCAUCUCCGCGGCAAGCAAUCCGACGUGAGAACUCGUUGCGAUACAGUAUUACUAUUACUGAGUGGCACACAAGACUCUGUCGCCGUGCCAAUCUUGACCUCCUUCCCCGAUCUCCUGAGCUAUUCGACGACAAGAGAAGCUUAGCUGAGGCCGAAACACCGGACGGCAACUGCCGAGGACAACAGCGAUGACUCGAGCACCGCUGACGCUAUCCCACAAGACGCUCGACUACACAUCCACUUUCGCCUUCUUUGGCAGAAUCAAACUUCUUCGAAACCACCUUCGAGCUCGGACGCUCGUUUGCUUCAGGUCUUGUUGCUCUAAAGGCAGAAUUGACUGCAUGCGGAUGUCGCGGAUACCCACUUUCAUGUAUCGGACUCUUCGUCGCCCAGGAUCCGCCACCUUCGUUUUCGCCUGUAUAACAAGUCUGCACCCUCGGACCGUCCGUGAUUACUGCUCGCGACAUCUUGGACGGAACGGCAUGCGUUAAUCUUGCUCGCGGUCUCGCGUAGCGUGCCGAGAUGGAGACCGGGUUGCGUGUGAUGGAUACUGUCGGUGACGGUCGUCAGCACCGUCAAGCACGACUCGAAGAAGCAUUCGCAACACAGAGCCAUCUACGAGCUUCAGCUAGAAAUACAUAUAAUCUGCUGGGAGAACGCUUUGUCUCGCGGAUUGUCGAGCCGUGAAACGGCUCCGGCUGUACUCUCACCUCACGCUGCCAGCUGGAUAUUAUCUCAAGGCGGGCUGGUCUGUUUUCCUGCUGAUCUGCGCAAGACCUCGAGCUCCG